Molecule: messenger RNA, 10480 nt
Organism: Salvelinus fontinalis (brook trout)
Lineage: Eukaryota; Metazoa; Chordata; Actinopteri; Salmoniformes; Salmonidae
Product: SH3 and multiple ankyrin repeat domains protein 2-like
Exons: 25
Coding region: 645-6425 (1926 amino acids)
Cellular component (GO): dendritic spine; postsynaptic membrane; postsynaptic density
Molecular function (GO): synaptic receptor adaptor activity; ionotropic glutamate receptor binding
Source: RefSeq, a predicted model, not a curated record
AGCUCUGCACUGCUCCAUGAAGCGCAAGAAGUAUGAAUGCCCUGACGUCUGCAGAGGCCGUAUCACCAUAAAUGCUGCACGGCCAAUGCAAACGGCGGAAUGACCAUGCAGCGCCUUUAAGAGCAGCUAACAGUCGUUAACAGGCGCUACUGUAGAAUACACCUAUGCCUGACAGGAGGUAUCCGUUACCGCGUCAGGCAACUUGAACAUUAUACCGGUUGUCAGGAUCACGUUCCUUUAUCGAAUUAUUUAUGUAUCUCGCUCACACACACUCUCUCUAUCUCCAGUGUCUCGCUCUCUUUCGCUUUAGGUGCCUACCUCUCCUCAUCAGCUUGCCAAGCGCGCGAGAGCUGUGCGUAAAAAAAGUGGCGCUGGGUGUCUGUCGCCGCUUAUCGAAUUACAUCACGCUUCGGAGUUCCUCUCCCGGAGCACGAGCUCAAACAGCCCUGUCCCUUCAUCCUCAUUGUCCCCACUUAAGGCAACGUCCACAGAGCAACGCCGACUUUGAGAGGAAGUUUCACCGCCGGCACUGGCGGCGCCAAAUGAUUGAGGAUUGUCGGCGGAGGCGAAACGGAAUAAAACAUUCUUCCUAAAAAACAGAAACUGGUUAAACCUUCAAGCUGAAUUCGUCGGGCCUACUGACUAUGCCCCGGAGUCCCACGUCCAGUGAGGAUGAGAUGGCCCAGAGUUGUUCUGACUACUCAGAGGACUCUGCCUCUGACAGCUCCCGUGAGGAGACCAUCUACGAGACCAUAAGAGCCACCGCCGAGCCGGCCCCCGGACACAUGGACGACAUACACACUCACUCCCUGGUUGUCCGCAUCGCCAUCCCCGACCUGCAGCAGACAAAAUGUAUGCGGUUCAACCCCAACGCGACCGUCUGGGUUGCCAAGCAGAGGAUCCUGUGCUCGUUGAACCAGAGUCUGAAGGAUGUGUUGAACUACGGCCUCUUCCAGCCCGCCAUGAACGGACGAGACGGGAAGUUCCUGGAUGAAGAACGCCUCCUCCAGGAAUACCCACAGCCAAUCAGCAAAGGAGUUCCAUCUCUGGAGUUCCGCUACAAGAACCGAGUCUACAGGCAGCCCCAUGUGGAAGAGAAGCAGAUUGCCAAACUUCACACCAAGGCCAACUUGAGAAAGUUUAUGGACCUCAUCCAGCACCAUCAGGUGGAGAAAGUAUCUAGGCUGCUGGAGAGAGGGCUGGACCCCAACUACCAGGAUACAGAGACCGGUGAGACCCCGCUGACGUUUGCGGCCCACCUGGAUAACGUGGUGGAGAUCAUAAAGGUUCUGAAGAAUGGAGGGGCCCACCUGGACUUCAGGGCCAAAGACGGCAUGACGGCCCUACACAAAGCUGCUAGGUCCAAGAACCAGGUUACUCUGACGACCCUGUUGGAGCUCGGUUUGUCUCCAGACUAUAAGGACAGUCGGGGUCUGACGGCGCUCUAUCACACAGCCAUGGUGGGAGGAGACCCGUUGUGCUGUGAGUUGCUGCUACAUGAACAUGCCACCGUCUGCUGCCAGGACGAAAACGGCUGGCACGAAGUCCACCAGGCUUGUCGGAAUGGCUUUGUCCAGCACCUGGAGCAUCUGCUGUUCUACGGGGCGGACAUGAGCGCACAGAACGCCUCAGGGAACACAGCGCUGCAUAUCUGUGCUCUCUACAAUCAGGAUAACUGUGCCAGGGUGCUGCUGGUGCGUGGAGCCGACAAAGCGGUGAAGAACUACAACAGCCAGAGUCCCUUCCAGGUGGCCAUCAUCGCGGGGAACUUUGAACUGGCCGAACUGGUCAAGAACCACAAAGAGACAGAUAUAGUGCCUUUCCACGAGGUCCCGGAAUACUCCAAGCGGCGUCGGGCCCUUCCCCCUACCAGCAGCAGCGGUGGCUCCCUGGCGGCCCCCCGGGUCCUGCUGCGCUCCAACAGUGACAACAACUUCAAAGUGAGCCAAGGGCCCCCCCAGGACUGGUCCCAGCCCCAGGGACACCCCCAGCACCACGGACCCCAACACGGAGGGGUCGGACCCCCCACCUCCACCUCCCACCAUAUCCUCUCUCCACAGCUGCUCGGGCAGAUACAGGGGAACUCCAAUGGCACUGUGAGCACCAUGGGCCAGGGGUCCCGCAGUACCAGCGUGGGGGUGGUCCCCCGGAGUCGAUCCCCGUCCCUCAACCGGCUGGGAGAGGAGGCCCGCAGGCUGCACCCGCAGACACAUGUACAGACACAGCAGACGCAGCACAGACAGCCCAGCCCCAGUGGUAAUAUGGAGGUGGUGGUCCAGCGGAGGAAGCUGUACAGUGCUGUGCCAGGGAGGCACUUUGUGGUGGUCCACGCCUACCACCCACAGGCCGAGGGAGAGAUCACCCUCUACAAGAACGACAGGGUUAAAGUUCUGAGCAUCGGAGAGGGGGGGUUCUGGGAAGGCAGUGCCCGGGGCCAGGUGGGCUGGUUUCCUGCGGAGUGCGUGGAGGAGAUUCCUGCCAAGCCCAGCGAGGAGAGGAUGCACACAAGAGCUGACCGCUCGGACAAGAGGAAACUCUUCCGACACUACACUGUGGGUUCCUACGAUAGCUUUGACGCCUCCAGCGACUGCGUGGUCGAGGAGAAGACGGUGGUCUUGACCAAGAAGGAGAAUGAAGGCUUCGGGUUCGUGCUGCGAGGGGCCAAAGCGGACACGCCCAUCGAGGAGUUUACUCCCACCCCUGCCUUCCCAGCCCUCCAAUACCUGGAGUCGGUGGAUGAGGGAGGAGUGGCCUGGCAGGCGGGACUUAGGACCGGGGACUUCCUCAUUGAGGUCAACCAGGAGAAUGUGGUGAAGGUGGGCCACAGGCAGGUGGUCAACAUGAUCCGUCAAGCAGGGAACAGCCUCAUCAUCAAAGUGGUAACGGUCAGCAGGAAUAUGGACCCAGAGGACACCGCACGCAAAAAAGCCCCCCCACCGCCAAAGAGAGCCCCCACAACCGCCCUGUCUAUGCGCUCCAAGUCUAUGACCUCUGAACUGGAAGAACUAGUGGAAGACAGUAAAGCCACACUAAGGAAAAAGAAAGGUGAUGGUCAGAAGAAGAGGAUAUGUUUUCAAGUCACUCUAAAUAAAGUGGACGAGGUGUCACCUUCCCAGAAUGCCGUGGACAUGAAGGUGGCCACCGUUAAGCCACGCCCCUCCAGCCGCUGUUUGGUCACGCCUACUGACAUGAAUUCCAUGUACGACCGCCAGGGGGGUGUGGCAGUGGUACCACCCACCAUGCCAGGCAGUCCUAGAGGAGGGGCAUUUCUGGGCAUACUUGCCAAGGGUGGCACCAUGAGGAGACAGAAGUCCAUAGGUAUAACAGAAGAGGAGAAGACGCUCCUCACCCCUCCCCCACUCAAGUUCACCCGCAGCCUCUCCAUGCCCGACACGUCCGAGGACAUUCCCCCUCCCCCGGCCAUCUCCCCCCCGUCUCCCCCCUCCUCCUCCAACUCUCCAUCCGUCUCCACCACGCCACGGGGCUUAGGCACCAACCGACCGGGCCUCACCCUCAACUCCGCUGGAAAAUGUUCCAACACCACUAUCCUUGGCAACCGCACGGUAGAUGUAGGGACGCUAAGGCGAGGUUAUCACCGCCAGAGCUCAGAACAGUACGAUAGUAGAAGCCGAGGACGGGCACCGGUGCCCGAGAACCCGUACUCGGAGGUGGGCAACAAGGCGCUGUACGUGCCUGCCAAGCCGGCAAGGAGGAAGGGCAUGCUGGUCAAGCAGCCCAAUGUGGAGGACAGCCCAGAGAAGACCUGCUGUGCCCCGCCCUCAGACGCCAUUUCCAUGCCGACCACACCCACUGAGAGGACCUUCUCGUCCAUUCCCAUCCCCACCAUCAUCGUCAAGGAGCCGUCCACCAGUAGCAGUGGAAAGAGCAGCCAGGGCAGCAGUAUUGAGAUCGAGCCCACCACGCCCGAACACCCACCCUUAACACCCGGGGCAGGGGGCAGGGGGCUGAGGCCUGAAGACCCCAUUGUCAACAACCCCUUUGCGGCUGCCAUCGCAGGGGCAGUGAGGGACCGGGAGAAGAGGCUGGAGGCGCGGAGGAACUCGCCCGGCUUCCUCUCCACCGACAUGGGGGAUGAGGACUUGGGAGACCAGGCCCCGUGCCUAUGCCAGUCCAAGUCUAUCGACGAGGGCAUGUUCAGCAAUGACGAGCACCUGCAGAGGAUAAUGGCUCCCCCGCCGGCCUCCACCCUGCUGCGGUCCCAAGAAGGGGGUGACCGUGGGGGUAACGUGACAGACUUCAACACCCCUGAGCCCACCCAGGUGGUGAGGGAGCCCCUGACCUCGCGUACCGGCCAGUACCCCAACCUGGACAGCCCCGUCAGUCUCCCGGCCACUCCGCACAAGACCUACAGCUCCAACGGAGGAAGGGACUACCUGCACCCUGUCACAGGUAAGGCCCUGGACCCUAACUCGCCCCUCGCCCUGGCGCUGGCGGCCCGGGACAGAGCCAUGAAGGAGCAGACACAAACGACCAUGGCAAUGCAAGCCCCACCCCCUUCUCGGCCUCAACCGCUCCCCAAGAGCGAUGGCCCCCAGUCCCUCCCUCCCAACUCCCACAAACCUGGCCUCAAUCAGCCCCUCUUCAUCGAUACCAAGCUCCGCUCCAACACCGAGGCAAGCUUCGCUACCUCCACGACAACCCUGGGGCGAGGCAGAGUGGUAGGUCUGAAGAGGCAGAUGACGGAGCAGAAAUACGAGUCGGAUGGAGCAAGGGAGGAGAGGCAGCAGGCGGAGCAGGAUGGGAAGAGCAUACAGAUCGACGUUGUGGACACGUCACAACCGCAGAAAGCUGCCGGGCUGCUGAUGGUGCACACCAAAAACAGCCCAGAGGGGGAAGACAGGGGGCAGGAGAACACACCAGCCCAGGACAACAGCAUCCCCAGUGAACUGAGAGACCCCAACGAGCCAAACCCCCACACCAACAGUCACAGUUCCAUGCCCCUGCCCCCUGUGCCGCGGGGGAAGAGCAUCACGGCUGGGGGAUCGGUGGACGAGCCAGUCAAGCUGCCCUUCCGCAUGCCCCCUCCCCCGCUGGCCUCGGUGGACAUCGAGGAGGUGGAGGAGUUUGUCUUCUCCGAGCCCUUGCCGCCCCCGCUGGAGUUCGCCAACAGCAUCGACAUCCCUGAGGACCAGGCAACGGCCAUCGCUGAGUUGCUCAAGCAACGGGACCAAGAGAGACGCAACGGUAUGGGGGACAGGGGGCCAAAUCCACCCCCAUACUACACCCACGCCCCGCCCCCUGUCGGCCAGUUCCGACGGGGAAGCGGGAUGUCCAAUUGCGUGCCACCACCCUCCUAUCCCCCUCCGCCCCCCGACGGUGGCUUUGAGCAAGGUGUCACUGACUCAGGCAUCGAGGAGGUAGACAGUCGCAGCAGUGGAGACCCCCAUAUGGAGACUACCAGCACAAUUUCCACAGUUUCCAGCAUCUCUAUACUGUCGUCGGAGGGCGGGUACAACAGCGCCCUGGAGAACACUUCUAUGGUCUAUACUGAUGGCCAGGCUUACCUCGAUGACCGACCCCCCGUUCCCCCCAAGCCCAAAAACAAGCCUAUCAUCAACAAGAACACUGCACUUUACCACGACGUCCUCAUAGAGGAAUCCCUGGACUCCUUCGGGGUGCCCCCUCCUGUCCCUCCUCCUCCACCCGGGUCCAUGUCCCCCCCGGACCUCCCCAGGACCCCUACCUAUCGGUCGUCCAAGCUGUGGGGCGAGCCCCCGGAGCUAAGGAGCCCACCCACGUCCGACCCCAAGGCCACGGUUAUCAACGAGUUGAGCUCCAUCUUAUCACAGAUGUACCGGCCUAAACCGGGGGACUCCUUCGACUCACCCACCACAGGGGCCAUGGGCGGCUUUGGAACUAGCUCUCCAGCCUCAGGAAGCCAACGGAACUCCAGCGUGUCCUUCAGCCUGCCCCCCUCCUCCUGCACCCCUCCUUCCAGCCUGCCCCCUCACCUCUGCAGCCCCCCGGACACCUCGUCCCUCUCCUCACCACCCUGCCCCGCCUCUUUACCCCACUCUGCCUCGCCCAGCCUCAGCGACCUCUUCGGCCUGCCCACCCCACCCAUGGGGAGUACGAGUGGCUUCGGCAGCAUGGGCGGUAGCCUUGGUGGAGGGUCCUCGUGCGGGGACUCGCGCUCCCCCUCGCCACUCACCCUAAUGCAGGCCGUAGCCACCUCGGGCAAGCCCUUCGCCUCCAAGCCCGUGGAGCUGUGGAGCAAGCUGGACGUGGCCGACUGGCUGGACAGUCUGAAUUUGUCGGAGCAUAAAGACGCCUUCCUGGACAACGAGAUCGAGGGCGCCCACCUGCCCUCGCUGCAGAAAGAGGAUCUGAUAGACCUGGGGGUGACGCGGGUGGGCCACCGCAUGAACAUCGAGAGGGCCCUCAAAAUGCUGCAGGACAGAUAAAGCCAGGGGGUGUGGAUUUAUCUGAAACACUCUCUGUCCUACCUGUUCUCCUUUUCUGUCUGGGACGAUUUUGGAAUCGGCCUCUGACUCCUCCCUUCCUGCCUCGACUCUGUGGCGUGUAUGCGUUUGAUCAUUCCCAUUCUGCUUCCCGAGUAUCAGGGGAUGUCGGAAUCCUGGAGGAACUGCAUCAAUCCGGAAUGGAGAAAAAGAAGGGGGAAAUCCUGUAUCUUUUUAGGGAUGCUCAUGUCACCACCCUUUGGAAUAUUCUUGAAACGUAGCCCUCAAACACUUUGAAAUACUGAUAGAAAUCCAACCUGGACAUUUUUGGAAUACUAAAGACUACAUCUCCCAAUUUGCUUGGGAAUACUCAAUACUUUUUCAAGCUCCCACAGUGCGGGUGUUUGAAACCAGCUGAGCUGGUCGGCGCUCCUUUUCUAUCUUUGCUAGAGUUUCUUCAGAGAAUAUUUCGUCACUAGACGUCAAACCGUGGGUUAUGUUUAUGGAUGCAUCUGACGUUGUAGAGACAUUUGAAAAACAUUAGAAACGAGAACAUUUGCAGAAAUGUUUUGCCUAAUCCUAAACCAUAGCACUCGCUGCAAGCAAAUACACACACACACACACACACACAGAUCCGGCAAUGGCCUUCUCCUUAGAGAGAGAAACAUAAUGAUGUGUUAGUCUUUUCUAAUGCAUGGCUGGAGGGGCUCUACUGUAGCAGGCACCACUGUCCCCUUCACAUCCCUGUUCACUGUGGAAGGUGUGUGUAUUUGCGUUUUUGUCAGAGACAUGUUUGUGAGGUGUGUGUGCGCGCACGCUGUGGGAGGUUUGUUAAAUGGGUUUUUAGAAAGACACGAGUGAGAGUGUACGGUCUAGAUUCAAUCAAAUCGAGCGUUAAGCAGUGCUAGCCGACACCUGCAUAGCUGAUGUUUUGGCGGUGUCGGAAGUGUAACUGUGUUGGAGCUGUCAAAUCGGUGAUCGUUGUCACGAAGCCACACCCAUUCCUGUCGUGUUUAGAAGUUCAAAAAGAGAAAGUGUAUGCUAUAUAGAAAUAAUAUAGCAUACAAUAAUACGCUCAAGUCGAAAAUCAUGAAACAAAAUAAUGAGGAUUUCUAUCAACCUGAUCAAGGUGUCGGCUGCAUCUCACAUUCCGGUGUUCGAACUUGUGAACAGGGCUGCGUGGGAUUUAUCUUAAUGCGACUCCGUGCAGCCAAUGGCAAUGUCUGUUUUAGGUAUAAUGCCAGGAGCCGCUUGUGGAUUUGACAGCUCUAACACAGUUCCACUUCCGACACUGCCAAAACAACCCUACACUGGUGUUGGCUGGCGCGGAUCUGAUAUAAUCUAGCCCUAAGUGUUGGCGUCAUGUGUGUUUUCAUCGUCUUCCACACACUUGACAGUGACCCGGACAGGAGUGGAAUGCCAGACCCCUACUCCCUACCCCCGAACCAACCAACCUCCCUCCAGGCCUAUGACAGAAAUUAUCCACCUAUCACAACAACAAUUUCCCUGCCAUAAUAUCACCAUCUCCUCUCUAUUCAGCCAUCUUUAAUCAUGUCUAAUCACUGAGUGAUUCCUUUCACAGAUCAAACAUUGUUUUUAUAUUAACAAAAGUGUGUGCUGAUGUGUUAUAGGUGAGGGUUAACAAUUUGUUGACGUAAUGAUUCUCGGCGAGUAGUUGAAGACAACCAUUUAAAGGAUGAGUGCAAAACGGGUGUUACUUUGUGAUCGGUGUUAACAUAGGACACUGUGGUUGACUGUGUGCUUGUUUUUAGACAGCUAACCUAUACUGUGCAUUGCAGGGGCCAAGAAUACUAUGAAUUCACUCAAAUCUGCUACCCAGACAUUCACACAAUCACCGAAGAGGAUUUAAAAAAAAGAUUUCCAGGAACGUUUGCAAAGUUUGUGUAUAGUCAGUGUUUGCAUUGCCGAUGAAUCACAAAAUGUAUUUAUUGAUGAGAAGAGGUGUUAGUCCUACCUGGUGUUUCCAGAGGGAAGAAAAGAGGUGUGACACAGCAGCACCAACUGAGCAGCUAUUAGAGGGGUAUGGUUUGAUCCAGGCAAUAAAGGCUUUCGAUGAUGCAUUUGGUCCCUGUUCGUUUGAGAAUGAGAGGGAGAGUCCUCCGUAACGCUUUACUUAAGCCUGCAGGUAAUAACCCUUUUAUAAGGCUUGCUUAUAAAAAGUUAUAAAGUAUUAUUACUACAGGCUUCAAGUAAAGUGUUACUGAGUCCUUUUCUCAACACCAGUGAUGUGUUGAGAAAAGUAGAACAACAUUAUCUUGCAAUCGAAGCUCCCAUCUGACCGCCGAUCAAUUGUCUCCAUCCUUUUUCAAGAAACACCGUUAUGUCAAUGUUAAUGUGAGAACUGCCGAUAGGUCAGUACCCAGGAAGUGUUUGGUGGCAUUGAUUUGAAGUAAAGUGAAUACAUGUAUUGUUUUGAAUGUGUAUAAAGGAAUGAUUUAAAGAAAAGAGUACAUCUAUAGAAUAAUUAUAUGUGUAAUAUUUCUAGAAGGUUCAGAGAGAGAGAAUUUCUAUGAAAGACUAUGGCCAUUGCAUCCACCCUCAGAACGUGUUUCUUUGUCACUCUAUCCCUGUUUUGUGAUUGGAUACAUAGUGCCCCAUUUCUGGCCUCUCUGCCUCUGAACAAGAUUAGAACUACCCCAGAAGAGACUGCAAGGAGAAGUGUGGAGGCCAUGUAUGCCACUGUACCCAGAUGACCUAUAUAUUAUAACAUAUAACUAAAAAAGUGAACAGUAUUUUGGUGUCAUUCGAGACAUAUCCAUGAUUCUAUCAGUUCACAGUGAUGUUCUAUGAACAUAACCAUGAUUGUUUGGAUUGUGUGCAAUUUAGGGUCUCCUGUUGGGACAAAACAAAAAGCUACCUUGUUGAGAUUCCUUCUUCUUUCUCCCGGUCCCUGUGUGCAACUGUAUGUAUGAUGAUGAAGGGAAGAGAAAGGGAUGAUUAAAAAAAAAGGGAAUACCAGGCCGACAGAAAGAGAGGACUUGCAGGAGUUAUAACGCUGCUAUAAUCCAUUCAUUAUUUUAAAAGAAUCAACAAAAGUGACAUCGAAAAAAAGCACAGUAUUUUUUAUGAUUUAUAUAGAACUAUAUGGAGUUUUAUAAAAGACAUUUGGAGAAGAAUAUUCAACUCUGACGUGUGGUUUGCCAAAAAGUGAAGAAAAAAACAACUAUAUUAUAUAUAAAUAUAUAUUAAUAGAAAUUAAUAUUAUCAGAUUUAUGAGGAAACUAAGAAGCAAUAUUUAUACUGAAUGGAUCUCCUUGGUUGUGGUUUUGCCCAGUUUUAAGAUGAACUAUCAUUAUAUAUUAUCACCUGUUGAUGUUAUGAACACUGAUAGAUGAAGUGGACAGAAGACAUUUGUCCAAUCAAAAUAUAUUUUAUAUACUAUCCUCUGGCCAUCACCUGCCUAUCUUGAAUAUUGUAAUUUUUGACAAUUCCAAUCGCUUAGUCUGCAUAAAAUGUGUGUAUAACGCUUUACAUUUAUACAUAUCCUCAGUCCACUGGAUCGAAAACUGUCCCGAUGACACUUUUAUGCUCAACUUAUAUAGAAAUGUACAAAAAAAGAUUAGUUGUGACUGUUGAUUUCAUGGGAAAAAAAACAACAUAUCACUAAGCUAAUUUAUAUGUGGAAUCGUAGAACUGAGUAGUGGUAUUAAGAUGCUAUACAAAUCAUCACUGUGUGACUAUAAGGCUAUGCUACAUAAGGACUGGCAUGGCUCACUAUCCCCCUUACCAUCACAACACAGUCCUUCACUUACCCAUCGGCAACUAUUUGGAUACUUUUGCUAUUUUCUCUUCUUCUUUUAUCUCUUCUUUUAUUUUUCAUUCUACAUAAAUACCAAGACGUUUCCGUCUUUUUUGUGUAUAUUUGUGUUCGUGUUCUCUAUGUUGUAAUUCCUCAUUACGUAGAGUCGACGAUCUAAUUAUCAAAAAUGAAAAAGAGAAGUUUCUUGUCACUGCACUCUUCCUUCCCCCCCAAAUCCUCAAUACUUCUUGUAUGGCAACCAAAAGAUACUGUAAGAAAUAAAUAUAACAUUGCACUA